Messenger RNA from Camellia sinensis, 1106 nucleotides. Lineage: Eukaryota; Viridiplantae; Streptophyta; Magnoliopsida; Ericales; Theaceae. The record is from RefSeq and is a predicted model, not a curated record.
AAAAAGAAAACCCAGACGGAGCCUUAAAAAUGCUAACGUAGAGGAAUCCCGAGAAGAACAGAGGAAGGAAAGAGAACUCGGAAAGAAAACUCUCUCUCUGCUCGAUAGUCGUUGGGCUGUCCCUUUCUCUCUCUAAAACUCGGAGCUCGACUCAGCGAGUCAGGGGAGAGAUGGGUCAGGAAUCGUUCAUAUACAGCUUCGUGGCUCGGGGGACAAUGGUGUUGGCCGAGUACACCGAGUUCACUGGGAACUUUCCAGCGAUCGCGACUCAAUGCCUCCAGAGACUCCCUUCGGGCAACAACAAGUUCACCUACAACUGUGACCAUCACACCUUCAACUUCCUCGUCGAGGACGGUUACGCUUAUUGUGUCGUUGCCAAAGAAUCUGUUGGGAAGCAGAUUUCUAUUGCAUAUUUGGAACGUAUGAGGGCUGAUUUCAAGAAAAGAUAUGGUGGUGGCAAGGCUGAUACAGCUGUUGCCAAAAGUCUCAAUAAGGAGUUUGGCCCGGUUAUGAAAGAGCACAUGCAAUACAUAAUCGACCAUGCUGAGGAGAUUGAAAAGCUAUUAAAAGUGAAGGCCCAAGUUUCAGAAGUUAAAAGCAUUAUGUUGGAAAAUAUUGACAAGGCUAUUGACCGAGGGGAAAACCUAACUGUUCUCUCAGACAAAGCACAAGAUCUUCGUGAUUCGGCCCAAGAAUUCAAGAAAAAAGGGACACAGAUCCGAAGGAAGAUGUGGUACCAAAAUAUGAAAAUUAAGGUGGUUGUUCUCGGAAUCCUAUUACUUUUGGUCCUGGUAAUCUGGCUAUCUGUUUGCCACGGUUUUGACUGCACCAACUAGCAUUGUUGACAGCGCAGAUUUGGAUGAAUUGUCUUCUGCUAAAGUCGGUUAUGCAGCAGAGAAGAGUUGGUUUGGUCUUGUGAUGAAAGUGAAAACUCUCCAAGUUGGGCUCAUGAAGUGUGAGAGAGAUGAGUUCUUGGAGAUGUACACACCUAAUUAACUCUUUUCUUUCCUUUUUUUUGUCAUUUUAUAUUCUGUUACAGAAGUGAUGGUGAUGGUUUUGGGUUGAUGUUUGUUGUGCUAUAAAGUGCUGUAAAAAAAUUUCUUUUA